AAGGCCGCGAAGGAUAAUCUGAUUCUCAUUGCCUCGGCGAAGAGAAGAAGGUGAAGGGGGAGAUUGUGCUAUUUCUUCGCCUUAUUUCGUGCCCAGCCAGAGCUAUAAGAAAUGGCAGACACCUUUCUUUUCACCUCCGAAUCUGUAAACGAGGGGCACCCAGACAAACUAUGCGACCAAAUCUCCGACGCCAUUCUUGACGCAUGCCUUGCUCAGGACCCUGACAGCAAAGUUGCUUGCGAGACCUGCACCAAAACGAACAUGGUGAUGGUCUUCGGUGAAAUCACCACUAAAGCUAAUGUCGAUUAUGAGAAGAUCGUUCGUGAUACCUGUCGUUCCAUCGGUUUCAUCUCCGAUGAUGUUGGCCUCGAUGCCGACCAUUGCAAUGUUCUCGUGAACAUAGAGCAGCAGUCUCCUGACAUUGCUCAGGGCGUUCAUGGCCACUUCACCAAGCUCCCUGAGGAGAUUGGCGCCGGUGAUCAGGGGCAUAUGUUUGGUUACGCCACGGAUGAGACCCCUGAGUACAUGCCUCUCAGCCAUGUCCUGGCAACCAAGCUCGGAGCUAAGCUCACUGAGGUCCGCAAGAAUGGAACCUGCUCCUGGCUGAGACCCGAUGGGAAGACACAGGUCACUGUUGAGUACCGCAACGACAACGGAGCCAUGGUUCCGAUUCGAGUUCACACAGUCCUCAUCUCCACCCAACAUGAUGAAACUGUCACCAACGAUGAGAUUGCUGCUGACCUCAAGGAACAUGUCAUCAAGCCGGUGAUCCCCGAACAAUACCUGGAUGAGAAAACCAUUUUCCAUCUCAAUCCAUCCGGUCGUUUUGUCAUCGGUGGUCCUCAUGGCGACGCAGGCCUCACCGGCAGGAAGAUCAUUAUCGACACUUAUGGCGGCUGGGGAGCUCAUGGUGGCGGAGCCUUCUCCGGAAAGGAUCCAACGAAGGUCGAUCGCAGCGGUGCUUACAUUGUCAGGCAAGCCGCUAAGAGUGUGGUGGCCAGCGGGCUUGCGAGGCGCUGCAUUGUUCAGGUCUCUUACGCCAUUGGUGUGCCGGAGCCUCUGUCAGUUUUCGUUGAUACCUAUCGCACCGGCAAGAUUCCGGACAGGGAAAUCCUCAGUAUAGUGAAGGAGAAUUUUGAUUUCAGGCCCGGUAUGAUUAGCAUCAAUCUUGAUCUGAAGAGGGGUGGCAAUGGCAGGUUCUUGAAGACGGCUGCUUACGGUCAUUUUGGCAGGGAUGAUGCUGACUUCACAUGGGAGGUGGUUAAGCCUCUCAAGUAUGAGAAGACCGUGGCUUAAGACUGUUGAGCAAGACGAUGGCGGAUUAUGUUCUCAUGGUUUAUCACUUCUCUUCUUCUUGUUCCUCUGAAUUUCAUACUUUUUUUUGUGUUUGGUUUUUUGCUUGAAACUGGGAUGUUAAUUGCA
Messenger RNA from Phalaenopsis equestris, 1422 nucleotides. RefSeq names its product S-adenosylmethionine synthase 5-like. Gene Ontology annotation, cellular component: cytosol. NCBI's taxonomy places the organism in Eukaryota, Viridiplantae, Streptophyta, Magnoliopsida, Asparagales, Orchidaceae. Gene Ontology annotation, molecular function: methionine adenosyltransferase activity; ATP binding. Gene Ontology annotation, biological process: S-adenosylmethionine biosynthetic process. The record is from RefSeq and is a predicted model, not a curated record. The coding region runs from base 112 to 1296 and encodes 394 amino acids. The transcript is spliced from 2 exons.